CAUUAUUGUGACAACAAGUCAUUCUACUAGCAAUAACCUAGUUUUUGCACCGUAAUAAGUUUUUUUGGUCGUCGUCCUUAAAAAAAGGCCGCAAGCAAGUGAUAUUGUAUUGCGUUGUUCAGCUCACAGGAGGUCGCCAAUACAGGAGUACCGGUACAGGGUUCGCCCUCUCUGGUCUUCAACAGUUCAAAAGAGUUAUCUUCACGCUUAUUGUACUACCAUAUUCAGCACUUGCACAACCAUAUUUUGUUAUUCCUUCAUCAUUCAUGUGCAAACGUUGAGGAAGAAAAAGUAAUCCACCAACAAUUCAAGAUGCCUCGCAAGGAAAAGAAAGAGUCUGAUUCUCGAGAUGAACACGUCGAAGAAGAAGACGACGACGAAUGCAAACCACCCGCACGUAAAUCGAAAAAGAAAAAGAGAAAGAAGAAACCCGAAGACGACGCGGGCGACACCGCAGACGAUGUAAGCAACACCAACGCCGAUACAGAGGAAGCAACGGACUCGCCGGACAAAAAAUCUUGGAGAGAUAGGAUCAAAUUUCGUGGCAAGAAGGAUCCUGGCGAGUUAGAUAAGAAGGAUAAAGACGAGUCGGAAGAUGAUGGCAAAGAGGAGGGCGCUCCCAAACAGAAAUCUUGGAAGGAUAGAAUCAGCUUGCCGUUUGGGAAAAAGGACAAAGAUGGCGACGAUGGCGACGAUGGCGACGACGAGAAAGAUGAAGCAGAUGCCAUGUCUACUGCCCAGGAAACAGUUGACACCAAAACAACACAAGCCAAAUUAAACAAGAGGACAAUCGAAGAUUUUGAAACCGAAUAUCACGAUGCAAUCCGAGAUCACGAUUGGGAUUUAGUUGAGGGAUUGUUGAAGGAUUAUGAUGAGACGCUUUAUAAAAAACAGAGAAAAGCACCCGGAGCGAAGAAAAAGAAAAAUCUCAAACUUUUGAAGUAUGUUCCGGAUAUGUCCAGAUUUAAGAAAGAAGAAAUAGAGCCAGAAAUUCCCGUUACACCUCUCAUGGCAUUGGAUCACGAGGGUAGAACGCCCCUGCAUUUGUGUUGUCACGAACCAACGCCAGCCAAAGUAUUGAUCCGUCUCAUGAAUUGUUGUCGUGAUGCCGCUGCCGUCAAGGAUAAACAAGGACUCUUGCCUUUGCACAUUGCUGUUGAAAAUCGACGGGCGAAUAUUGUAAUUGAACGAUUGGUUCGAGGCUUCUAUCAGGGUUCAUGGAUGGGUGAUAAUGAUAAUCGAACCCCUCUGAGCAUAGCGGUCGAUAUAGCAGUUGAGAAGCAAAUCGAACAGAACAUCGUCCCCACAAAAACGUUCUGGGGGUUUCCGUCCUCUCCGGAGGACAUCAAAUGGCAAGAAGCACAAGAAAAAGUAUGGAGUGUGGCCGCAUUUUUAGUAAAGAAUCGCUUUGAUCGGCGGAAAAGAUUGCUCACGGUAGAACACGAUAAGAUUUUUGUAGCGUUGAACAAAUGUGCCCCACCAAUGGUUGCUUCCAACUUCCUCGCUGCGGGAAGGAAACACAUGGUAAAAACGGAGGUAGCUGGAAAAUUGUUUUUUCUACUCAUAAGUCGGCAGUAUCCGAUGUACAUCUUCAAUUGGUACCUUCAGGUGAUCGCUAUACCGUUCAUCAUGGAACAACAAGAUUCCACGGGCUGCGGCGCAGUAGCCGCCCACUUUCGAGUCGGAUGCAUGAAGCACAAAGACCAAAGGACCAACCGUGAGAAGGAUUCGUUUGCAACUACGAUGAAAAAGCUUGCGUAUGCAAAGCUUCACAAGAAAGAUUUUGUAACGACACCACAAUACUUGGAAUGGUGGGAAAAACUCAUAAUGUUCAUAAAUCUCUGGGCGAUACGUUUUUCAGAGAAUGUAGCCGACGACACAAUUUGUAAAGACAACAAUGUUCUUCUGCACACCGCAUUGAUCAAUCCAGAUUCGCCGCCCCUGUUAAUUCAGCUUCUUGCAAAAUUAUUUCCAGACUCGAUCUUACAUCGUCACCCCAAAUCUACCGCUCUGCCAAUACACAUUGCAUGUCGCCACUGGCAAUUCCGAGAUUAUCCUCGUAGAAAGGGUGAGAAAAUUGUCAGUAUCAAUCAAGUGUGUAUGGAGUUGUUGAAAAAGGACCCAACGCAAACGCGAAAACGGUACCGGAAUCGUUUGCCUCUGCACCACGCGAUCGCUGUUUUCAAGCCAUGGGAAUUUAUUGAGCCCCUUGUUGAUCAGGACAAAGCGUCAUUGCUCAUUCGCGAUCCAGUAACGUUGCUCCAGCCAUUUCAAAUGGCCGCAUUGAAAAUCCAAGAAACUUAUGAUAUCGAAAACCUCACAAAACGUGGAUUUACUCCUGUAGAAUGGAAGAACAUGUCUAGCGAAGAACAGGACCGUCAGAUGAGAAAAUUACUCUAUGAGUAUGAUUUGAAACAACUCAACCUGAUAUAUAUGGUUUUGCGCCGUUCCCCCGAUGCAGCAAAAAAAAUGAAAUCCUCCCAGGACACGUUGUCGGUAUCAAAGACAAAAAAUUCUAAAAAAGCCGAUGAGUACCAUGCGCAAUUUCAGAUUGUUGCGAUGCUCGAAAUGAAAAUCGCCCGCAGUGUUUUUGGACUGGGGAACGUGGGAGGGCACUUCAUAGGCUGGUGCUACGAAAGUAAUGAAGAAGGUCUAUGGAAAACACAUCGAAGAAAUUUUGCUAUGGUAAAAGAGGCUAUUAUCGAUGGUUUUGUACCUGGCGGCAUGCAGAAGUGGUGGCAAAAGCUCAAAUUCUGGCUUUGGCAAGAUUGUCCGCGGGACAAUAUUCCUCGACGUGCCGAUUUCUUGUUGCAUUGCGCAGUUUGCAAUCCGAAUGUGUCGCCUUGGAUCGUUGAACUGAUUCUAGAAUGCUUCCCUCGGUCGGCAACAUUACCACUCCCCGACUCUGAUGGAUGUUAUCCCCUACACAUUGCUUGCACUACAGACACAUACAUACCCUUACCUUUUGAAUUUCCAAACAAAAGGUGUAUCAUUGAGAUGGUAUCCAAAGCUUUUCGCGAGGCCAUUCUGAUGAAAUGGAGGGACCGGCUGCCUCUUCAUCAUGCGAUAUUGGGCUCCAAACAAUGGGAAGAAAUGAGGUCCAUGGUAGAAGAUGAGCCAGUUUCGCUAGCAAUCCCCGGGUCGGAAAGCGACCUUUUCCCAUUUCAGCUGAUGGCUCUCCAUAAACAAUACUCAAAAUCAGAAAUGAAGCAAUUUCAGAAGAUUGCUGAGGCGGAAUUUAGGGAGAAUUUUUCCGAGACGUAUACUAUCAGUGAAGACGAAAAGGCCGAACAAUUGAACAAGGUAAUUGAAAGGCACGAAAGGGAAACGAUUGGAUGUACUUUCGAAUUGCUAAAGCACAACCCCAUGCUUGUCCACGUCGGUCUGAUCGAUCGACAGAAUCAAACAGAAGAUAGCAUAGCUUCUGGAAAUUCCACUGUCGUUGACGAUUGCUUGAAUAUGGAUGUAGCCUUUUCGAAUCUUAAUUUUGACGAAUCGAUGUGACGUAGAAGUAAUGUGAAGCAAUGUGAUGUGAUUGGCCAUACACUUUUCUUUGGGAAAGUAUUUUCAUUAAUGUUACCGGUUGGAUUUGAUCGCAUCUCCCUAUUACAUGAUAAUAUGCGCUCCACCACAAGUGUGUUUACUUGAAAUCUGUAUGUAAAUUCAUAGCAAUUUCUACCAUGUAAUAUGACCAGAGGAGCCUCUGGUCUGGUGGUGUAGUUAGAGAAGCUGAUUGCCUAAUAUUCUAGGAAUCACCUUUGAGCUCCCUAGAGAAUCCAGUGCUCAAUUCCCAUAACUCUCUGUU
Messenger RNA from Pseudo-nitzschia multistriata, 3805 nucleotides. The record is from the annotation of a GenBank genome assembly. NCBI's taxonomy places the organism in Eukaryota, Bacillariophyta, Bacillariophyceae, Bacillariales, Bacillariaceae.